Aspergillus mulundensis is the source of this 1071-nucleotide messenger RNA. Its product is annotated as putative EF-hand calcium-binding domain protein. Gene Ontology annotation, cellular component: nucleus; cytoplasm. The record is from RefSeq and is a predicted model, not a curated record. Bases 1 to 1071 code for a protein of 356 amino acids. The transcript has 2 exons. Lineage: Eukaryota; Fungi; Ascomycota; Eurotiomycetes; Eurotiales; Aspergillaceae.
AUGAAACCGAAACUCAAAGUCCUCUGCCUCCACGGCCGCGGAACAAGCGGUGUCAUCUUCAAGUCUCAGACCGCCUCCAUCCGCUCCCGCCUCACAGACCUCAACCUCUCCUUCGACUUCGUGGACGGCCCGUACCCCGCCGCCCCAGCACCAGGAAUCGACCUCUUCUACACACCACCCUACUACACAUUCUAUCCAGAAAGCGCCCAGCCCACAACCAUCGAGACGAUCCGCUCAACGCAGAAAUGGCUAGCGGGUAUUAUUGCGGAACGAGGACCAUACGAUCUCGUCAUGACAUUCUCGCAGGGUGCCAGCGUCGUAGCAGAGACGCUAUUAAUGCAUGAGUAUGACUACGCCCAGUCCCAGCAAGACUCCUUAGAUGGGGAAAGCAACAGCCCGCCCUUCAAAGCAGCAAUCUUCAUCUGCGGCGGCGCACCGCUCACCCUAAUGUCCCACAUCGGGUACACCAUCCCCGAGAUCACGAAAGCACGAGACCUUGCGAGCCGCGCUACGCUGGCGCAGAUGGCUAGUUCCGAGGCGAUUCUCUCAAAGGGCUCCGCGCGGUGGUCCGCAAAUUCACACUUGCCAAACCUAGACAUGAACCCAGGCCUCGGCCUCGGCCACAGCCUCUUCAACUUAAACCCCUACCCUUCACCCACCAGCGACAUGGACGACAACAACAUCAACACGCUGCAGCUGACAUUCAACAAGGAAGACGAGAUCCGCCGCGAGAUCUCCGGUCCGCAUGCGUACCCGAGUCCUAGUCCUACCGCCGAUACCAACCAAGCCCUGACCGCCGGUCUUCCGCGCCGAUCCAGCGACGGGAAUGGAAAUGGGAAUGUGAAGAUCACCAUCCCGACCGUGCACAUCUACGGCGAGCGUGACCCGCGCUAUAUUGCGGGGAUCCAGCUCAGCGAGGUGUGCGAGAAGAGCAGUCGCAAGGUGUAUAAUCAUGGCGGGGGGCAUGAGAUACCGCGCUUUGAGGCGGUUAGCGGGGCGAUGGCGGAUCUGGUGAGGUGGGCUGUUAGGGCUGCGGAGAGACGGCGUGAGACUGAGGACUGGUACGGCUGA